Molecule: messenger RNA, 603 nt
Organism: Gavia stellata (red-throated loon)
Lineage: Eukaryota; Metazoa; Chordata; Aves; Gaviiformes; Gaviidae
Gene: SNRPF
Product: small nuclear ribonucleoprotein polypeptide F
Exons: 4
Coding region: 74-334 (86 amino acids)
Biological process (GO): mRNA splicing, via spliceosome; spliceosomal snRNP assembly
Cellular component (GO): catalytic step 2 spliceosome; U1 snRNP
Molecular function (GO): RNA binding
Source: RefSeq, a predicted model, not a curated record
CAGCCCACGGCGCGCACGAGGGGUUCCUGCGUGGGCCUGUGUUUCUCGGGCCGCUGCCGCGCGCUGCGUCGCCAUGAGCCUGCCCCUCAACCCCAAGCCUUUCCUGAACGGGCUGACGGGGAAGCCGGUGAUGGUGAAGCUGAAGUGGGGGAUGGAGUACAAGGGCUACCUCGUCUCCGUCGACGGCUACAUGAACAUGCAGCUUGCAAACACAGAGGAGUAUAUAGACGGUGCGUUGUCUGGACACCUGGGUGAAGUUUUGAUAAGGUGCAAUAAUGUUUUGUACAUCAGAGGUGUGGAAGAAGAGGAAGAAGAUGGCGAAAUGAGAGAAUAGGUGUUUUGUAUAUCUGGAAAUAAACUUUUUUCUUUUUUUUUGUUUUUCCAUAGUUUUGUAAUAACGUGUUUACUUUUUUUCCAUUGUAUUUUAAUACGGGGGAAGUUAACUUUAAAAAGGUCUCUAAUCUUUUAUUGGUGUCCAAAAAACUAAUGCUGGAGGAAUAGGCAAUUAUUUCAAAUUAAAACUGAAAAUACUAGAAUGAAAAGUGACUAUUUAAAAAUAAACAAACAACCCCCCUCCAACUUUUAAGUAUUACUAGUAUCAAC